This is a messenger RNA of Prorocentrum cordatum, 2897 nucleotides long. Lineage: Eukaryota; Dinophyceae; Prorocentrales; Prorocentraceae. The record is from the annotation of a GenBank genome assembly.
AGGCGCUGGAGCUCAGCCAGGUGGUCAUCGUGGUGGGGGAGACGGGCUCGGGCAAGACGACCCAGUGUCCCAACUUCAUCCUCGAGGCCGCCGCCGAGGCCGGCCGCGGCGGUGAGGUUGCCGUCGUCUGCACCCAGCCCCGCCGCAUAGCCGCAGUCUCCGUCGCCGAGCGGGUGGCCGAGGAGCCGCGGAGAGCAGACGGGGCGCAACGUGGGCUACGCCGUGCGGCUCGACUCCAAAACCUCAAGGAGGAGACCCGGCUGCUCUUCUGCACCACCGGCGUGUUGCUGCAGCAGCUGAAUGUUUCCCCCGACUUGCACGGGGUCACCCACGUCGUCGUCGACGAGGCGCACGAGCGGAGCCUGCACACGGACUUCCUCCUGGCGCUGCUGCGGGAGGUCCUGCAGCGGCGCGCGGAUUUGCGGGUGGUGGUGAUGUCGGCUACCCUCGAGCAGGGGCUCUUCCAAGAGUACUUCUCGGGUUUCGCCUUCGACCCGAGCGACGACCUGCCGGUCGUGCACAUCGCCGGGCGCACCCACCCCCUGACUGUCCGCUACCUCGGGGACGCGCUGGAGGCCGCCGGGCUGCGGGGAGAGGCGCCCCAGCGCGAGGCGCUGGAGGACGCGCCGCCGCACGCCGAGCUGGAGGCCUGGGUGCGCCGGAUGCACCCCGCGCGCGGCGGCGCCGAGGCCGACGGUCACGCGGUCCUCGUCUCGCCGGAGGUGAAGCGGAAGGCCGACUUCGACCUGAUCGCCGGCCUGUGCGCGGCCGUGCUGUCGGGGCGAUACGGGCCCGAGGGCCUCGCGGACCCGGAGGACGGCGCGGUGCUGAUCUUCCUGCCGGGCUACGUGGAGAUAGACCGGUGCCUCCGCGUGCUCAGGAGUCCACCCGGGGGUCGGAGAGCGCGCUUGGUUGCUGCCGCUGCAUGGCUCCAUGCCCAUCGUGGAGCAGCACCGCGUCUUCCAGCGACCCCCCGCGGGCACGCGCAAGGUCAUCGUGUCCACGAACAUCGCGGAGACGUCCGUCACCAUAGACGACGUGACGCACGUUAUCGAUUCGGGACACGUCCGGGAGACGAGGUCCACGGUCCGCUGGCCGCCCUGAGAGCCACGGGGGCCCAGGAGCAGCUGAGCAGGCCGUCCAGAGGCCAACAGAACAGCCAGAGAGUGUCUCUUGGUCUCCAGGGGGCAUGUCCGGUUGCACCUGGCCCCCCCUGGCCUUCAGGGAGGCCGCCUGAUCACGGGGCGAGGUACAACCCGCGAAGCUGCAUGAGCGUGUUCUCGACGGUCUGGGUGAGCCAGGCAGCCGCGCGCCAGCGCGCCGGGCGUGCCAGCAGGACGAGGCCGGGCGUGUGCUGGCGCCUCUAUGAGGCCGACUUCCUCGAGGCGCGGCUGCCUGCGCACACGCUGUGCGAGAUGCGGAGGACGUGCCUGGAGGACCUGGUGCUCCAGCUGCGCCUGCUCGAGCUCGGCGACAGGGCCGGGGAGUUCCUGCAGCAGGCGCCGGAGCCCCCCGCCGCGGAGGCCAUCGCGGCGGCCGUCCAGUCGCUCGUGUCGAUCGGCGCCUUGGUGAACGCUCCUGGGCUGCCCCUCACGCCGCUCGGCUUCCACCUGGCGCACAUGCCCGUGGACGCGCGCGUCGGGAAGAUGCUGGUCUACGGGGCGCUGUGCUGUUGCCUGGCCCCGGUGCUCACCAUCGCCGCGUGCCUCUCCCACCGGUCGCCGUUUGCGCGGAGCUUCAAUCGCACCCGCGAGGAUCGAGCAGUGGCGCAAGGAGCGGGAGGAGCGCUUCGGGCACCUGUGCAGCGACCACCUCGCGGCGGUCGCUGCGUUCGACGCCUACCAGGCCGCGCGGGCGGGCCAGGAGGACGAGGCUGCGUGCAGGGCUCUCUGCGAUGCGGUGGGGCUCUCAGCCCACGCGGUUGGCGGCAUUGCGCAGCUGCGCGAGCGCUUCUUGCGGCACUUGGCGGGCAUCGGUUUCGCGGGGUCGUCUGUCGACGGCGGCGAAGCGGUGAACGCGAACAGGGACAACCUCGCCUUGGUGCGGUGCGUGCUGACCGCCGGGCUGUUCCCGAACGUGGUGCAGGUGCAGCGCGCAGCAGCCCGAGGGGGCAGAGGAGGCCCCAAGGUCGUGUUGGUGAGCCGCGAGCGGGAGCGGUGUGCAGUGCACCCCUCGAGCAUCAACUCGCGCCAGCUGGAGGACUUCGCGGCGAACAGCGCCUGGCUGCUGUUCCACACGAAGGUCCAGACCUCCCAGAUCUUCCUGCAGGACUCUACGCUGGUGGGCUCCAUCCCGCUGCUCCUCUUCGGGGGCGAACUGCGCCUCAACAAGGCAAGGACGCACAUCGUGGUGGCCGGCUUGGAGUUCCGGACCAAGCGAGAGGCCACCGCCGUGCUCCUCAAGUUGCUGCGGCGAGAGAUCGACCGCCUGCUCCUCCUGAAGGUGGCGGACCCCGGCGCGGAGCUGGCGGAGCUGGCCCCGCCGCUUCUGGCCACGGUGCUGGGGCUCCUGAGGCUGGACGGCUGCGCCGUGAGCGGCCUGUGGCGCUCCUGAGACAGGUGCUCGCGCGCGCCGCCGCCGCCGCCCAUGGCGGCCAGGCCGGCGCCCCUGGCGCAGUCGAGCUCAGCAGCGCGGUAUUAGCGUGCGCUAGCGUCUGGAAAUCGAUGAGAAGUGCCGAAUUAGCGUCGAUUAGCGUCGAUGUAGCGUCGACUAGCGUCGAUUAGCGUCGGCCAGCGUUGAUUCGCAAGAGCCAGCAAGGUGGCAUGGGAGGCUCCCAUGAGCUGCCACCGAAGGAUGAUAACUUCUGUUCGGCCCUGUGCUUUAGCCUGCUGCUGCAGCAGCUGUUGUCGCAGCCUGGACGUCCAGGGUCUUGCAUCCUCCACGUGUAUCCUUGCUCC